UUGGAAUCACUGUUUGUUGGAACUCUACACAAAGCAGCAGUGAUGGGACUGGCUCCCACCUCUGUCCCUCCAGUGUCACAGGGAAUCCCGUUAUGAUAGGUAUCGUAUUAUCUCUGUGUUAUGGUACAUAUUUUGCCUUGGAAUUCCAAGGCAAAGGAAUGUGAAAGUAGUAAAUCAAGACAAAUGGGAUAGUGGGGGCUGUAUGUCCUUUCAAUUGAAAAAGAAAAACCCUGCCUGGCAUGCUGUGAUACAGGAGAGAAUUCAUUUUAUUUACCAGAUGAAUAGACAACAUGAGUAAUGAGCUGAUAAUCAGUAAAACAGGAAAAAACAGCAAAAGAAAAACUUCUUUUAAAGUAUUUACUGACUUACAAGUCUAACAGUCUUAUCUCCCUUCCUCAGCUGUGUUUUCUGAGUCAGCAGUAGUUAAAUUUUCCAGCGAGCCCUACAUGAAAGAAAGUGUAAAGGGUGAUUAGGGAUUUCCAGGCAGUGACCUCACCUUUGAGUGGGACAGUCUAUGCAUUUGCUCUGACGAUCUUUCUAUGAAGCUGUGCAGUGACAGCUGAAGUUGCUUUCAAGAAGUCAUCUCAAAGGUGGCCUGACAGCAUCCAGUAUCAACUUUUCUUAGCACAGGAGACAAAUCACCUUGAAUUUCUUAAUUUUCCUAGUUGGUGACAAUGGCAUCUUAUUUUGGAGUUACCUCAGCGGUGUUUUUCAUCUGGGUUAUGACAUUCACGGCUCAAAAUUACUAUAUAUCAGGUUCCAUUCUUUCACCUUGCAGGAUCACAGGUGUAGGAAUUUAUCUUGAGGAGAAAGUGAAUUUCUCAGAAGCAAGUAAUGCAUGUAAUCAACUGAAUCUCCAACUGGCGAGUAAAGACCAAGUUGAAAAGGCUUUGAAUCAUGGUUUUGAAACAUGCAGCUAUGGAUGGGUGAAAGAUGGAUUUGUUGUCAUUCCAAGGCUAACAUCCAAUAAGAAAUGUGGUAAGGGCAACGUUGGACUAGUGCAAUGGUAUGCUGAACCCUUUAAAACAUUUAAGGUUUACUGCUUCAAUUCCUCAGAUGUUCAGAUUAAUUCAUGUAAACCAGAUCCAACUACAACCAUACUACCUUCACCAAGUGCAACAAUGGACUUAACUACACAUUCAGGCUCCGAUGAGACUGAGAACAUCACAGCAGUGCCCAAUGUGACUGAGUCAGAACAGCCCAAGAGAAACCAAAAAUUUCGUGUAAUCUGUGUAACUGAAACUAUAUCGCCAACAGAGGGGACCACUACAGAAAUGCCAGAGGAAGACUCAGUGACUGACUCUCCUAACGACACUUCCCAUGCUGCCUUUAAAAAUGAUGCUGUUGUCUUUGGAGGUAUUCCCACUGCACUUCUUGUACUAGCAGUCAUCUUCUUCAUUAUUUCAGUUGUUCUAUCAGUCUGCUAUAUCAAAAAGUACAAGAAAACUUUCCCAUUUUCACAGAAGAAUCAACAAAAAGAAGUGGUUGAAACUACUGCUCUCAAAGAGGCUAAUUCAAAUGACAAAACACCUGAGAAGGAAACAAAGAAUAAUGGGAAAAAUGUAGAAGAGUCUAAAACCAAGCCUGAGGCCACAGUAAAAUGUCUAGAAGCAGAAGUGUAAGGGGAAGAAUGUACACUUCUUGACAGAAAUGUAAAACAAAGCACACAGAACUUAGCAAUGCUUUUAAACAUGGGUGAUUGUAAAUACUCAUGAAUUAAUAUUUUCUCUAUCUUUACAUUUAUUAAUUUCAUCUUUAGCUAUGAAUGCUCUUGCAGAAGAACAUGGUAUCUUAUUUACUUGAAAUAAUGAAAAAGCCAUAUUAUCUUUUUCAUCUUUAAUGAAGAAUUAGGAAUAUGCUAUUAAUUAUAUGCAGUGUGUUAACUAUGUCCACAGAAUUCAGAUCAGUAUGCAAUGAAAUGUCAUUUUUUAAGUGGCUGCAGGAUGUCUGCUAAAUUAAUGUCUGCAAGAAACUUAUGAUACUGUAGCUCUUCCUCAUGUAGAUUACCUUAUUUCUAUUAAGCAGUGGUAUACUGGUUUUUAAAAGUUUGUUUACAAACAAAAGAAAUAAAUCUGUUUACAAGUAAGUAAAAAAAAUCAAAGGAUCAAUCCACUGUCAUUCAGAUACCCAAGGAAGGGUACACAGAUGCUGAUAGUU
This is a messenger RNA of Dryobates pubescens (Downy woodpecker), 2157 nucleotides long. RefSeq names its product lymphatic vessel endothelial hyaluronan receptor 1 (gene LYVE1). The coding region runs from base 675 to 1622 and encodes 315 amino acids. Gene Ontology annotation, cellular component: plasma membrane. The record is from RefSeq and is a predicted model, not a curated record. The transcript has 6 exons. Gene Ontology annotation, molecular function: hyaluronic acid binding; transmembrane signaling receptor activity. Gene Ontology annotation, biological process: cell adhesion. NCBI's taxonomy places the organism in Eukaryota, Metazoa, Chordata, Aves, Piciformes, Picidae.